CGUUGUUACAUAUGUGUGCAUCACAUUUGCGUGUGUAAUCAUAAUAGACUUCUACAUUCCUGUUGCAGCUAUCAAUUUGUAAGGAAAUUUUCAAAGUUGUCUUUUUCUUGAAGUUGAAUAUUCUUGUUAAAUGAUCAAACUUAAGACUGAAAUCAUAAGCAGUCAAAGUAUUUUGGCCACAUAAUUUGUCUUGAUCAUAAAGUCAAUGAAUUUUUCUAAUAAAAUACUAGCUCCUUUGUUUUUCAGCAACAAAUAUACAAUCCUAGGAUUCCUAGCACACCAUCAGUAUCACUUAUUUUCUAUGUCCAAUGUCUAAACUUUACAGAAAACAAAAUCUCUUGAUUCUUUUGUUACUAUCAACAGUAAUUGCCUUUUCUGAACAACAAAACCAGUUUAUUUAUCACGGUUUUUCAGAAGCAUGCCUUCAUCUCGAUGGGCUAGCACGUGUCCGUCCUAACGGCCUACUGCAGCUGACCAACACCACAAAGCUGCAGAAAGCUCAUGCUUUCUAUAAAUCCCUUCUGAAAUUGGACACAAAUGUUUCUUUUUCUACCACAUUUGUGUUUGCCAUAUACCGAGAAUUAGACUUACCACAUAGCGGACAUGAGAUUGCUUUUGUCAUCUCACCGUCUAUGGAUUUCAGUCACGCUGUUCCUGCUGAGUAUAUAGGGCUUUUUAAUGCUUCCAACAAUGGCUCUCCUGCAAAUCAUAUAUUUGCAGUGGAAUUAGAUACAGUUCAGAAUCCACUUUUUGGAGAUAUUGAUGACAACCAUGUUGGAAUUGAUGUUAACAGCCUGAACUCAGUAAGUGCAGCUUCUGCAAUGUACUUUUCUGAAAAAGACAGUAUGAAUAAGAGCUUGCAGCUAACGAGUGGAAAACCGAUGCAAGUUUGGGUUGACUAUGAUGCUGUGAACAUGUUGGUAAAUGUGAAGUUGGCUCCUAUUGGGAAACCAAAACCAAAUCAUUCUCUCCUGUCAACUCACAUUGAUCUCUCUAAGGUUAUAAAAAACCCUGUUUAUAUCGGUUUUUCUUCAUCUACUGGAUUAUCGGCUAAUAGAAACUAUAUAUUAGGAUGGAGUUGGAACCAAAGUGGCCAAGCUCAAAGCUUAGACCCUUCUAAGCUUCCUUCACUUCCCCGAUUAGUAUAUCCAAGAAAGAAAUUAAGUUUUUCUGUUGUAGCUCCUGUAGUUGUACUAUUUGUCUUUUUCGUUGGUAUUUUCCUAGGUGCUUAUGUGAUCACGAGGAGAAAGAGGUAUGAAGAACUGCACGAGGUCUGGGAAUCCGAGUAUUCUGCAAAUAGAUUCUUAUAUAAGGAUCUAUACAGAGCAACAAAAGGGUUUAAAGAGACUGAGGUUCUAGGUUGGGGAGGUUUUGGAAAGGUGUAUAAAGGCGCACUACCUCAUUCCAAUAUACAAGUUGCAGUCAAAAGAAUAUCCCAUGAUUCCAAACAAGGGUUGAGAGAAUUUGUGGCUGAAAUUGCCAGCAUGAGAAGGUUAAGGCAUAGAAACUUGGUACAACUGCUAGGUUACUGUCAGAGAAAGGGUGAGCUUCUUUUGGUGUAUGAUUACAUGCCUAAUGGAAGCCUCGAUAAGUUCCUCUUCAGUGAUGAGAAACCAAACAUAUCCUGGCGUCAAAGAAUCAGAAUCAUCAAACAUGUGGCAUUUGCCUUGCUAUACCUGCAUGAAGAGUGGGAACAAGUUGUUCUUCAUCGAGAUGUCAAGGCAAGUAAUGUUCUUUUGGAUGCUAACAUGAAUGCUCGUCUAGGUGACUUUGGGCUUUCAAGAUUAUAUGACCAUGACACUGGCCCACGAACUACCCGUGUGGUUGGAACAAUCGGAUACAUUGCACCAGAGCUAAGUAUCACAGGAAAGCCAUCUACUAGUACUGAUAUAUUUUCAUUCGGUAUGUUUAUGCUUGAAGUGGUUUGUGGAAGGCGGCCAAUAUCCCUCGACUCCCUUGAAGAAGAAAACUUGGUGGAUUGGGUGUUCCAUUGCUGGGAAAAUGGUAAAAUCCUAAAGACAACUGAUCCUAAGCUGGAAGGUAGCUACAUUUCUGAAGAAAUGGAGGUCAUUUUGAGGCUAGGAUUGAUGUGUUGCCAUACUAAUCCACAAGAGAGGCCUAACAUGAGGCAAGUAAUUCAAAAUUUGGAUAACAGUAAUUGCAGAUCUUCUGAAGAAUCUUACGACACAGAGUCUCGUGUACCAACAACUCUAUUUCCACCAAUACCUAACUCUGCAUCUGUAAGAUCUGUUUGUUCUGUUUCUAGUACCGAUUCAAUCCUCAUUCACGGUCGUUGAAUCAUAGGAUGCUCAUCCGCUGUGUUUGUUACACUCUCAUACAUAGCUCACCUGCUGACCUAACAGUCCAUCAGAAAUUCUGUAAUUAAACAGCAGGCCAGCAGGGUGAUGUCCGUAUACAUAUAUAAUGUACAUAUUCAUGCCUCUUUGGUUCUGCAUUUGCUUUUACUA
This is a messenger RNA of Spinacia oleracea (spinach), 2468 nucleotides long. Its product is annotated as L-type lectin-domain containing receptor kinase IV.2-like. The transcript has a single exon. The record is from RefSeq and is a predicted model, not a curated record. Bases 309 to 2297 code for a protein of 662 amino acids. Gene Ontology annotation, molecular function: carbohydrate binding; ATP binding; protein kinase activity. Gene Ontology annotation, biological process: protein phosphorylation. Lineage: Eukaryota; Viridiplantae; Streptophyta; Magnoliopsida; Caryophyllales; Amaranthaceae.